This is a messenger RNA of Drosophila busckii, 3733 nucleotides long. RefSeq lists its product as uncharacterized. The record is from RefSeq and is a predicted model, not a curated record. Gene Ontology annotation, biological process: regulation of transcription by RNA polymerase II. Gene Ontology annotation, molecular function: DNA-binding transcription factor activity, RNA polymerase II-specific; RNA polymerase II cis-regulatory region sequence-specific DNA binding. Bases 232 to 3525 code for a protein of 1097 amino acids. The transcript has 11 exons. NCBI's taxonomy places the organism in Eukaryota, Metazoa, Arthropoda, Insecta, Diptera, Drosophilidae. Gene Ontology annotation, cellular component: nucleus.
AAAACUAUGAUCUUUUAUACGAUCGUCUUUCCGGCUAUCAGUAAGUUAAGAAGAUAACUCCAUCUGUUUGUCAUCAGUAACAGAGCAGCGGGCAUCGCACUGGGUGGACCAGAGGAACUAUUGUUGCGGUCUCACGCAAAGGUCGAUCAGUGGCUGCUGUCGCAGUUCACCAACGACCAAAGCCAAGGACUUCGGCAGUUGUCUCGUAGCCCAAUACCACCUCCUAGGCAUAUGUUUAAAAUGGAUGCCGCUGAUUUCUGGCAGCAGGCACGAGCUCCAUUUGGACUACACCCACUGCCUUCUAACAACCACCAGCCACAGCAUCAUCAUUCUCAUUCCCAAUCGCAAUCUCAAUCUUUAUUAAAUCAACAGCAGCAACAUGACCAUUCUGGUACUAUCAACAGUCAUUUGGAACUUAACAGAAAACUGGACCCGACCGAUUCACAUACACAACAACAGCAGCAACAGCAUAUGGAAAAUCAGCUGUUGCAGCAUAAUGUCGAUCUUGGCUAUGAUAAUGAAUCCUUUCCAGUACAGCAACAUCAAUCCGCCAAUCAGUUAAGCAAUCACCAUUUGUUAUUUAAUGCAGCGGCCGCGGCAGCCGCUGCCGCGCACCUCAAGUCUACUGCUAUCCAAAAUCAUAACAGUAAUAGCAACAACAACAACAGCAACGCAAACAACAAUAACAUUUCAGGCGUAUCGGAUCAUUCGGACACCCCGCACUCAUUGCCUCCUCUGCCACUCUCUAUACCACUCCCACUUCCACUGCCACUGACAUCCAUAAAUACCCAAAAUGCAAGCAACUCCAGCAGCAUGACUGUCAAACCAAAGCAAGAGCUGCAGUCGCAACACCACCUCGAAGAUUCCCGUCGACGACAAUCGCACCAAACAUACACUAGAGAAUUCUACGCACCUGGUGAGCAACAGUCUCAAUCUCAGUCGCAGCCGCAAUCUCAGUCAGAUCCCCAACAACAACAACACCACCAACAACGCCAAGCUCAAAGUCCCUCACUGAGUUUACUCAGCAAGCCACUGUCCCAAGGACAACAAUCGCCCCAACAGUCUUUGACUCCAUCUGGCAGCAGCUCCACGCCAGAUAUUAAGUACAGCAAUGAGAAAUUGGCUAACGAGAUUCAGCUACAGCUAUCUCGAUCCAGCAGCGCGGCCGCAAUAAGUGAACGUACCCUCGAAGAAUGUUGGUCUACCCUGCAACGACUAUUCAUGCACAAAAGCGCGAUGCAACAAAUCCAACAGCAGAUACCUCGGGUCGGAAUGGGGGCGCAUGGCGUAUCCAGUACGGCUAGUAUGGGAGGUGGUAUCACGCCCGGGGUGGAGACAAAGCCCCAUCAGUGCCAACAGUGUAUGAAGAGUUUCUCUAGCAAUCAUCAGCUCGUGCAACAUAUACGUGUUCACACCGGAGAGAAACCCUACAAAUGCUCCUACUGUGAUCGUAGAUUUAAGCAGCUGUCCCACGUCCAACAGCACACGCGUCUUCAUACUGGUGAGCGUCCGUACAAGUGUCACCUGCCAGACUGUGGGAGAGCUUUUAUUCAAUUGUCCAAUCUGCAGCAACAUCUACGUAAUCACGAUGCACAAGUUGAGCGCGCCAAGAAUCGCCCCUUUCACUGCAAUAUAUGCGGCAAAGGCUUUGCAACCGAAUCGAGCCUUCGCACACACACAUCCAAGGAGCUACAGCUGCAUCUUGGUGUCUUGCAGCAGCAUGCAGCACUGAUUGGUGGUCCUAAUGCAACAUCCUGUCCAGUGUGUCACAAGCUCUUUUUGGGUGCUGAGGCUCUCAUGGAUCAUAUGAAGCACGUCCAUAGCGAUAAGACAAUGUCCCCGCCUCCCUCGACGGCGCCUCCGUCCUCAAGCGAUCCACCGGCUCAAUUAUGUGAUGGUCCACUAAGUGGACAAUGUGGCCCGACGACAGUUGCCUCUACCUCGGACUCAGGUGUUCAGUCAAGUGAAAACUACCUCGGAAAGCGCAGAACAGCAAAUCAUCCCUGUCCCGUCUGCGGCAAGCAUUAUGUGAAUGAAGGAUCUUUACGCAAACAUCUAGCAUGUCACGCGGAAAGCUCGCAGCUUACAAGCAGCCUGCGCAUGUGGCCAUGCUCCGUUUGUCAGGCUGUUUUUACACAUGAAAACGGUCUACUCACACAUAUGGACCACAUGCGUAUGGAUCCGAAGCAUCAGUUUGCCGCUCAAUACGUUUUGUCACGGGCGGCAGCGGAGCAACGUGAGCGCGAAUCUCUGUUGGCAGCAGCUACGUUAGCUGCAACAUCUGCCACUGGAAGCGGAUUGGGCGGUGUUGGAGAUACUGUUGGUUUGUUGGAAGCGGGUCCAUCGUUGUGUCCAUCACCAUCAGCAAAUUCUGAAUGCUCCUCAACUGGACGCCUAUCCUCGUCAUCAACCUCUGAACCGGACCACGAUCAAGAUCAAGAUCAGGGCCUGACUGAAAAUGCAAAUAAUAAUAAUAAUAAUAAUAGUAGUAGUAGUAAUAAUAAUAAUAACAUAAACAAUAAUAACAAUAAAAUUGACAUCAACGACCUGAGACUUUCCAGUGCAAGCCAGUACACAAUAGACGCGGAGCUUCAUGCGAAUAGAAUGUCUCUGAUGGCAGCUGCCUCGGCAGCUGCUGCCGCUGUGGCUGCGUCAGCUGGUUCCAGACAGACACAGGAAGGUGUUGAUGGAGUUGCUGGCGCUACUGCGAAUCAAGGAAGUAGUGCUGCCGUCCAGGCAGCAGUUGUCAAUCUUGCUGCUGCCAUGCGUAUGAACAAUACGGCCAACCAGCAUCAACACCAUCGCCAACAUCAGCAUCAACAGCAACAACAAACCCAUGGUGAUCAUUCGCUUCAUGCCCAGAUCUCAACACAUCACCAACAGCAAGCACAGCCACAGACCCAUCAAAAUCAACAUCAUCACCAGCAUCAACAACAGCACUUGCCACUGCUGUCUCCAUUAGGCGGUCAGCAGUCGCAUCAUGGUGCCACUUUGCACCGCUCACAGCCAACACUUAAUGUGCCCAGCCUGCAAAUGGCGACAGAUACUACUUCAUCAGUGAUGAUGAGCAUGAUGCGCGGCUCGUUAGAUACCAGCCUGAGCGGCAUGCAUCCAAUGGAAGCGCUACAUCACCAACACCAGCAUCAGGUUUCCAGUUUCCCGCAACAGGCAACCAACAUACAGCAUCCAGCUUCAUCUAAUCUGCAGCACAGCCACCAUCAUCCGGAAACAGCACUACGCAUGCACCAGCAAGCCGAGGCUAUAUUGCGCUCUCAUACUGAGGCAGCUUUUCGGUUGGCUGCCUCCGUGGCUGCCACAAAUGGAGUCGGUAACACGAUCGCCAACUCAAGUUCCAAUGCUGUACCCAAUUCAACUACUUCCUCCACUGCACCUGAUGCUGGGUGCGUCAAAACCGAAUCUACAGUACAACAACAUCAAAAUGAAAGUGAUUUUCACACGUCGCCACAACGAUUUUCCUUAGGACAAAAUACGCAACAAGAGCAACCAGCUCACAACAGCUCAUGAAAUUGAUAAGUUACCGAUCUGUAUUUAUUGUCUGACCCAAACAUGCGAUUGUGGGAUAAGGAACAACGAACAAAGCUAUGAUGCUAAACAAAUAUGUAUUUAGUUGAGCCUCAGGAAACUGCAUGCUACUACUUCAUAACACCAUUUACAAUGCCUACAAUUACAAAACAAAAACAGACCUUUCUCAUCACAUUCUUCAAUUGUAUAU